AUGCCGAACACGCCUCCACCCGCGUUGUUGCCGCCGCCCGAGGGCAUCUUCCGGACCUUUGAGGACCUCAUGGCGUCGGUGCAGCGCGUCGCCAAGGACCAAGGGUACGGCAUUGUCAAGUUGCGUGCUUCCAACUACCGCGACGGCAAGCCGACCCGCUACGACCUCGUCUGCGAUCGCGGCGGCGUCAAGUACAACAGCACCGCCAAGAAGCGCAACCCCUCGACGCGCAAGAUCGACUGCCCGUUUCGCGCCAAGGCCGUCUGCGAGGUCCAGCUGGGGAAUCAAUGGCGGUUUGCGCUCCAGGAGCCGCGCCAUAACCACGAGCCGCGCGUGCCGUCCGGGACGCCCGGGCAGGAGAACGCGCCACUCGCGACCACGAUCCGAUCUUUCACAAACAAGCUCGACCGGCUGAGCCACGAUAUGGCGCAGAGCUUCAUGCGGAUAGAGCAGAGACUAGACCACAUCGAGAAGCGCAUGGAGAACCUCGAGGCGCGCGCCGGCUCCUACGAGCCUCGCUUCCAGGCCAUGGAAGGCCGGCUGCAGGGCAUGGAGGGCGCGCGCAUGGACGGCCUGGGCAUGGACGACGUGGAAUCGCGCCUGCUGGCGUCGCAGGUCAUGUAG
Messenger RNA from Purpureocillium lilacinum, 624 nucleotides. RefSeq lists its product as uncharacterized. The record is from RefSeq and is a predicted model, not a curated record. Lineage: Eukaryota; Fungi; Ascomycota; Sordariomycetes; Hypocreales; Ophiocordycipitaceae.